Molecule: messenger RNA, 2635 nt
Organism: Exaiptasia diaphana
Lineage: Eukaryota; Metazoa; Cnidaria; Anthozoa; Actiniaria; Aiptasiidae
Exons: 8
Coding region: 213-1892 (559 amino acids)
Biological process (GO): signal transduction
Molecular function (GO): protein binding
Source: RefSeq, a predicted model, not a curated record
ACGAGGCGCAUCUUGGUUUGGAUAGGCGACCUUGUGGAACGUUGGUGCGAAUAUAGAGAGCACUUAAACAUCGAUAUACAGUUUACCUUCAUAUUUUGCCAGCUGAGAUGCAUAGUAACAUCAAGACGUAUGUUUUGCAUUUUCGCGAGUGGGUGGCUGCAAUUUACACGGUUUGAGACCUGAAAUCAUCGAAUUGACAAGUUCAUACGAAUAUGGCGGCUGCACUGGCUGAUAGCAUAAUUCCAGUUUGUGUUGGUGAAAACUCAAUGGAUUUAGACGAGAAUCAAGCUGAAGAUACAUUUUCCGAUGGAAUAAACAUUGAUUCAUUCAUCGAGGAGGAAUUCUCAAAUCUUUUUGAUAGUGGAUCAGAUGUUGACGAGUCUCUGUUUGAAGACUGCGCUCCAACAAGCUCCAAUUCAUCGAUUAUUUUGGCUCAGCAACUAAAGAAAUUGAACGAAUCAAACCUUACUGACAACGGUGAAGCGACCUCGGUAGGAAAUGAAGUGGGAGAACGUGUAUCUGUUGCAACAAAAGAAGACCUAGACGAUAUGUCAACAACAACACAGUUCUGUGAGAAAUGUCAGCGUCUACAAGUUCAUAAUUCCAGUCCUCUUGACUCUGGUAUCGGUGAUAGUCCAAGGGAUGUAAGCUUAGUUACAGAUCUUAGAGAAAUGAUUGUGACAGAUGGUCAGAUUAUUGACAUACUUGAAGAAGUUGGAAAUGUUUGGAGAAAACUUGGUCCUAUUCUUAACAUUUCAAUGGCAAAGAUAAAGAAUAUAGAUGCAGAUUAUCAACAUAAUGCUGAAAAAGCAAGCUGUUUAUUGACAACAUGGAAAGAACAAGAAGGAAAAAAUGCWACUGUGGGGAAUUUAGAAUCUGCAUUGCUCAGAAUUAGGAGGAAAGAUAUUGCUGACAAGUUUUUAGAGAUUGUAGGUAUUUCAGCRUAUAAUGUGCAGCCAAUCAAAAUGAUUGACAAACCAUUGAACCUCCUUGUAAGAGUUGGACUAACUACUGAGUAUGCUCAACCAGACACUUCAGUUUUAUUAUGUGAAGAUGGAAGUGGUAGGAGGUACCUUGUAAAAGAAAUCACUGAUGAAAAAAAUGACUGGAAUAUUGAAAAGAUUGUUGACAAUGAAAAAGUGAUGGAAAGAAUGAUAAUAGCUGCAAGAAACUCCAGGAAAACAAAAGAACAACGCCGAGAAGAAAGCUUAAGGCGUGUGUCUGCAGAGCUUACAGAACUUAGAAAGAGAAUGAAAAGAGUACGCAUUGAAAGUGAAGAAGAAGAAGAGACAGAGCAAGACAGUCCAACUCCAAGAUGUAAAAGUGAUUCAGUUAACAAUGAAAACAAGAUAACCCCAGCAGAAUCAAGAGAAAUGCUGAGAAUGUGUAUCUUGCAAAGUGAGAAUUCUCAAAUGAUGUACAAAACACUGAUAAAGCUGAUUGGUGAAGUUGGACCACUAGAAGGGAAUUCACGAUGCCUACGACAGCUCUCUGAUUUCACGAACGAACUAAGAGAGCAAGAGAGAAAAUUGAUCCCGAAGCUUUACAUGUUGAAUGCGUUGAAGGAUAACUUAGAAGAGAAGCAAAUAGCAAUACUUGAGAGGUUACAGAARUGGCAACAAACUCAAAACAAACAAGUUGAAGGUAUAGACAAGCUAAUAACAAGUCUACUGGAACAGGGAAAGAUACGGUGGAAAAGAAAAACAUCAAAUCGAAAAUCAGAACCAAUCUUUAACAAAAUCAGUGACUCUCUUGGAGUGAGACGGCGUGCCAAGACUGAUUCAGGUGAAAGUAAAAAGCAAUAUCUUAGCUCUUUACAUGAUGACAAAAAAGAAGAACKAAAGAAGCAAAUUUCCUCCCCACUGUGUGCAAGACAGAUGCAAAAGAUGUAAAUUUUAUUAAAUGAAUGAUGGAGAUCUAUAAGAUACACAGAAACUAAUGYCAGUAAAACUCAUGUUUUUUUAAGAUGUUGUAGAACUGUCAGUAUGAAGGCCAAAAAGAACCAAAAUGUUUCUGUUUGCAUUCUAAUCAUGUAUUAUGUUUAAAGCCUAUUCUUUCUUUGAAUCUUGGACACAUUCAAAAGCAAAAAAUGAAUAYAUUUGUCUUGAUUAUUAAUAUAAUGGUCAAAAGGUAUGGUAGAAAACAUUCAUUGAUUGGAGACAAAUUGUUCUAACAACCUGUKUUAUACAUUUCAUUCAAUCAGUGUACUGAUGAAAUAAUUUAAAAAGAAAUUCAUGAAAAUGAUUAGAGAUGUGUGAAAAAUAUGRUUAUUUUGAGAUUAUUAUUAAGAGCAUAUUAUUUUUUUAGAAUAUUUAAUUACAUUUCCACAAAAUUGCCUUCAGAGUAAUGUUAUGAAAGCUACAAAGCCUGGUAUUACAGUAUGAUUACAUGUAAAACAGUUUCUUUCUGUUCAAAAGUUUCAGAUUAUCUACUUUGUACUUGAUGCCUGUAAUUUGUUGUCCUUAUUUCUCUUUUUGUUUUGUUGUGAUUUAUUUGAGCCUAUUUCCUUUUUAUCAUUCGCUCCUUUUGUGACUAUAUUCCAUAACCAUUUCAUGACUAAAAGCCAUGACCUUGAGUACUAAUGCAGUAGAUAAGCUAAGUGCUGUAACAUUAAAAGCAAUUUUUUUAUACUUUA